GUACACAAUUUUAUUGUUUUUUUACAGCGAUUCACAAUGACUUCUUAUAUUGUGAAAGGUUUUGUGAAAUAAAUUCAUCGCUCAUCUUGUAACUUGAAAAUUAUACAGUCAAACAACCAUACAUACAUUUGUCUCUAAUCCGAUUGUGGAUAUUGUUCUUGAUUAACUUCAAAGUGAAAAAAUUCAUCCCAGCAAACAAGGACUUGAUCUAGCGGCCGAUAAUAUCACUAGUUUUGAACCUGUAGGUCUCUUAUACAAAUCCCCUGAGUAGCACCUAAUUAUAAAAAAUCAAAUCUAUAUCAUCCUUAUAAAAUACACAAAAACCAUUUCACAUGUUGGAGUUUGCAAUAAAUUUACUAGUUACAAUUUUCCAAGGUGUGUUAGAGAUCAUGUUUUUGAAUCUUUGUAAUGACGAAACAUGAAAUUUUCACCAAUAUUUUUGGUUUGAGGUAGAGUGAUAUAUGACAAUCCAAAUAUACUACAUCGAAAAUAUAAGAGGAAGAAUCGUUUCAUAUUAGCAAUGGCGGACCCAGAAUUGUCGUAGAGGUGUGUCGCCGAUAAAAUAAUAUAAUAAUUAAAAAAUUAAUAGAAAUUAAAUAGAAAUUACUAGAAAUUAAUUCAUAAAGUUCAUGUUUACUAGAAAUGCCUGUAAAUACAUUCAUUGCUUAUGUUGCGAAGCAAAUCCUUUUCCAUAUACACAACUAAACAAUGAUUCAUAAAUUGGUCAUUCAACCGAUUUCAAAGUUCAUUCUUGAUUAUCUUCAUAGCUGAAAUCUUUCGCAACUUUCAAUUGCAACAUGUAAAGUCAACACCAACUUCCAAAAGCAAGUAAAACUAAAGGGUAAAAGAAAAGGGAGAUGUGGUAGUGGCUCUCAGUAAUUAGAAACUAAAACGGGGUAAGGGUGAGUUUUUUAUUUUCAAUAAAGGAAGGGUCAAGGGGUGGAAACGGUGAGUUUCAAUGGAUGGGGUUAUGUUUAUUUUUUCCAUAGUUGGGUUGUGGUAGGGAUGACAACCAAACCCAUGGUCGCGGGUACUUGACCUCCUCCGACCCAGUCAACGCGGGAAUCCUUGCGUUGACUGGGUAUGGGGAGGGUAUGGAUAAAACCCCCAAAAAGGUUGAUGGGUAUGGGGUGGGUAUGGUUUUUGACUCUCCCGCCACAUACCCAUACCCAAACCCGCAAACCAAGGAUAUUAUGUUAUAUACAUAAAAUAUAAGGAGUGUAUUGUAACUUGUCAAUCGAAUGAAUGGUAAUUAAAAGAAAAAAUAAAGUGUUAAAAUGUAAUUGAUGACAACCAAACCGUAAUUUCAUCCUCUUAUGUAUUAGUUCCAUAAUUUUGGGUGGGUAGUAUCCAUAUUUGUCACCAUAUUCUUUUAUUAAUGGUGAGUAGUUGUUGGGGCGAUAUUACCCAUGGUAUCCGAAAACCACGGGUAUGAGGAUGAGUUUGUAAGACCUUCCACUGCAUGGGUAUGAGACGAGUAUGAGUUUGAAUAUUUGAAAAUGGGGAUGAGGUUGGUUUAGGUAAAUCCGUCAUAUUGCCAUCCCUAGGUUGUGGUGUGGGUUACUCUAAAACAAGCAUACUUAUUUGAAUUAACUUAUUAUUCUGUAUUAUUAAUUAAGAUAAAUAACUUUAUAACAAAAAAAAUCAUUCUCGUAUAAUGAAGGUGUGUCGCUCACAAUUAUUUAAGAUGUAUCAGUCCCGAAUUAAAAAAAAUGUACAAAAAAUAUAUAGGUACUUCACAAAAUUUCCGGGCCAGGGUGUGUCGUCCGACACACCCUGGCCCUUUACUAGGUCCGCCACUGCAUAUUAGUGUUCACCAAAUUCAUUAGUACGAGGCUAUUAGAGGAGGAUACGCAGAGUCGCAGAUAUUAUAUUCGAGUAGUAUCUGAACCUUGAGGGCUAAGCUAGCUAGGGAGUCAUCAUCUCCAAAAAAAACGAGACCAGCCAGCAAGCUAAGCAUGCACGUGGGCACGUGGCAGUGGGAGCAAGACGAGGCGCGCGAUUAGCGGACUAUCUUUCAGCUGCGCCAGCUGAAUCGACUCAACUUCUUGUUGGGUUAUGAGCUUUAGCUAGCGACGACGCUGGUUUCAAAAGGACAACCUACCACCCAAUUCGAAAAGCAUCAAGUGGGACGACGACGAGACGACCGAAUCCGCAAACCAUCCAUCGUGUUCUGCAAAAGAAAGAAAAAAAGAGAGAAAGAUCAAAACAUCGAUCGAGAACCAAAUUAAAAGCAUUCAGGAAGGCAAGUACAGCUCUUGUGUAUAGAAAAUUCUGCGAAACGUACCAGCAGAUUGUUAUAUAUAUAUAUAUAUAUAUAUAUAUAUAUAUAUAUAUAUAUAUAUAUAUAUAUAUAUAUGUAUAGGGAAGUGAAAGCGCUUUGCCCUAGGCUUAUAUAUUCGUUUUGCCUGCAGGCCGGCCUCUGCUCAUAUAUAUGAUCGUCGACCACAGGAGCAUUUUUCAAAGCAAACCCUCAUGCAUGCUAUGCUGUAUAUUAUAUUCUUUUGGAACUCACGCCCAGGGACCGAACUCUUAGAUAUGAAUGUGAAACUAACUCUUUAAUGGCAAUCAUGGUGCUCACAUCUUAAUAGGGGUGGUUAUUGUUAGUGUGUGGUAUAUGAUUCAAGAUUGAACAUCUCCCAACAAUUCGAGUUAUAGGGAUCAAUUGGUUUAUGGCAUGGUACCAGAGCUGGUUAGGCCAAGUGGUCGCGUGUUCGAAUCUCCACGACCCACAAUAUUAACAGUUGUCUUUCAAGCACAAGGUAUGACAGACCCGUGCAAACUUCAAGCCCAUGAGUUGGCUUACGUUUGAGGGGGCGUGUUAGAGAGUGGUAUAAGAUCCAUCAUAACCUUCUCGCACAGGUCCGAAUACCAUGUGCUUAACAAAUGGGUCACCGGGGAUCGAACACAAGACCUCUUGGUCAUAGAAGGCUCUGAUACCAUGUCAAGAAGCAGUUGAUCCCAAUAACUCGAGUUGUUGGAACCAGCUGGUUUAUGACAGUUAUACGGUCCGAUCAUGUCAUACACCAGUUGAUCUCAGUAACUCGAGUUGUUGAAAGAAGGUUAUGUUGAAUCUUAUACCACUCUCUAACACGCUCCCUCAAAUGAAAGCCAACUCACGAGCUUGAAGUUUGCACAGGCCCACCAUACCUUGUGCUUUAAUAGACUGUUAAUAUUGGGGGCCGUGGAGAUUCGAACACACUAUCUUAUACCACUCUCUAACAGGUCAGGGUAAACUGGUUGGGAUUGAUCCAGUCCUGGUCCGAUUUUUUUUGGGCAUAUGAGGACUAAAGAUAGGAUUGGAUACAGGCUGGUCUUGAUCCGGUCCGAUCUUGACCAGGUCUGGUUCCAAUCCGGUCUUGAUUUUAGAUUGAGCUUGUGGGUAGGGGUGACUAUUUGGUGCAGGUUUUUGGUUUUACCCGAAACUGAACCGUAUAACCCGGAUCGAGAUCGAAUAGCACACAAUUCAAUCCCGUGUUCGGGCUUAGAUUUGAGGUAAAAAAACCGUUCGGGAUAGAAUCAAAAACCGGAUAAAAACCGUAUAAGAGAGCCUAACACCCAAAACCUAACAAACUCCUCACCCUUUAGGCCUCAGGCUACUCAAACCCUCUACAAAAUCAAUCUAAAAUCAAGACCGAAUUGGAUCGAACCGGGUCAAGAUCAAACCAGAUCAAGACUAGAACUAAAAGGUAUCCAAUCUCAUAUUUGGUUCUCAUAUUUCCGAAAAGACCGGACCCGGACGGGAUCAAUCUCAUCUUAAUUUCUUUCGAGCUACUGCUUGAAGAAGCUAAGAUUUGGUUAUUGGUCGUCCGUCACCAUUCUGCAUCCAUAACAUGACAUCGUUGCCAAGUGAAAAGAGUGUAAAAUUGUAAGAAAUGAUCCCUCUAGAUGGAUCGAGAAUCCAAUGCAUGCAGGGAGAUCAGCAGAGAUACUUUGUUAUAUUUUACCAUCUUCUUUCUAACCAACUUCGUUACUGGUAAGUGGGCUACCAUAAUUGAUUUAUAUUUAACUAAUAAGAUUCUCUUGGACUUCCUCUGACCUUUGUUUGUUAACAAUGUUAUAUGUCAGGCAGGAUUGACCUAUUCCUGAUUCUCUUAAGUGAUGAUACUACACUUUUACAUUGAGUGUACGCAGUAGGUAUAUAGUACAAUACAUAUUAGUAACGAUGGACCUCAACAACGAACAAAAUUACAUUUUAUUCUAUUGAAAUGGAAAGUAUAUACUAAACUUUCAUGGUUGGAGGAGUAAGAUCAUAUCGGAUCGCUGAGAGACAAGUUGCCUAAUGUAUAUACGGAUGAUUAUCUCAAUCAUUAUAUGCACACAAAUGUAUAUGAACAUUACUUUAUGAGUUAAAUAUCACCAUAUGUAUGUACCUAACGAUCGAUAUUAUCAAAAGAUUGUAUCUAAUUAUAUCAAAAUAGGUUGACGCCUACACCCUAAUAACACAUUCAAUAAGAAGAACAUUGUGUGAGGAGGUUUGAUUCAACAAUAUCAGUACAAAUGAAUGCCUACAACAUGUUAACAAGCCGCGCGGCGGAUCAAAAAUAUGAUAGAGCACUGAGCCACAUUUGAAAAAAGACGAAAAAAAAGCUGGAUUGUAACCCGACGAAUACUUUAAAAUAAAAAAAAUUUACAAUCGCUGUAUUAGUUCUUAAUCCAGAGAGGAGGGCUGGAUUGUGCCGGUGGAACUUGGAAGGAAACUACAGGUCUGGUCGUAAAUUCUUAAUAUCUAGGUGAUCAAUCGAUUUUUAUAUAUUUACCUGCAGACAAAAACAUCGAUUCGCUCCAUAUCGUGUAGCAGGUUUCCUUCACUCAAAGUCGUUAUUUGACCAUAUGUUCAAACUUUUGAACGCAUAAUAAAUAAAUAAAAAGGGUAAUAUUAUUUAGUUAUUAAUUUUUUUUUACUAGUUUUCUAACACGUACAGAGAUUGAGAAUUUCGACGUAAAGCAUGUGCAUGCCGGGUGGUGGGAAUGUGCAGUAAAAAAAAUUUAAAAUAGUUAAAAUUGUGGACGGCAGGCAGGCAGGCACAGUAAGACUUGCUUUCCAUUUUCCAAUUUCCUUUGCCAUCUUUCUUGGAACCCUAGCUAAGCUAAGCCAGCUGGGGGAUUUGAACCCUAAGCUAGCUAGCUAAAGAUACCCUAUAAUAAUAAUAAUUCCCUAUUAGCCUCUUUCCUAUAAAUAAUCCCCAAUUCGUUCCCUCUCCAUUCUCCUCUCUUUCUGCUGUGCAAAACCCAAGUUAUCAAAUAAUUACCCUUAAUCAAGAAGAAACAGUACUUACUUUGCAAGCUAAGCUAGCCUAAGAUCAAGAAGAAGAAGAAGAAGAAGGCCAAAGAUGGUGAAGGUGAAGUUUGUAGGGAUGCUGGUGGGGCUUCUCUUUCUCGUGAAUGUCCUAAGAGACUACUAUGCUGUUGCUCACCAAGAUGAUUUUCUGGGGAUUCAACAUUCGGAUGAUGGAAGGAAUCAUGAUAACAGUUUCCCCAUGGUGGCUUCUUCUGCCAUUGCCGAUCAAGUAAUAACUCCACAGAAAAACCACAAGGAACUUGGAGGAAGGAAAAUGGUGGUCGCGAAGAAGAAGAAGAAUAAGGCUGACCACGAUGAUGAUGAUGAUCACAAUCUAAACACUGCAGCUUAUCACAAGAAGCUGAGGUACUUGAAGCAGGCGGCUUUUCCUGCAGCAGCAGCCAGCAGCAGAGCCAAAAGCGGCCGGAAGGUUGGUGCAACUGCAGGAGAUGGUGACGACGAGAGGCUGCUAGAGGCGACAAGGAAGAUUGUUGCCCUAAUGCAUAAGGACUACAAAGGGAUGAAUAAACCCAAGCGGAAGCCGCCCAUCAACAACAAUCUUCCCGUGCACUGAAAAAUGUUCAUAACAUAUGGAUGUAAAUGUAUAGGUUUGUGGCUCACAAUUUUGGCCCUUAUUCUCGAUCGAUCCACCGCCUUUUAGUUUCUCUAGCUAACUAGCUAGCUCUCUCUCUCUCUCUCCUAUAGACAGGAAUAUAGUGAUGUCCAUCAAACCAUAUACUAGGCUAUAUAUAUAAGCUCUCUACCUAGCUUGUUUUUAUAUUUGCUCUUGACCUUUAGUUUUGGUGCUUGGUGUAAAGGUCAUGUAAAUGCAUGUUGUCAGUUUAUUGUUAAGCCAGUUAAUACAUAUAUAUAAAUCUCGGAACUGUUGUUUUAUUUUGUAUAUUUGAGAAAGGGAAGUUUUCCAAUCAUUGACGACUCAAAUCUAUUGUCAAACCCCACACAGAUGAAGUGGUAAGCCUGCCUAUCUAUUUCUCUUAUUAACUUAAUUAAGCGAUAGCAGACUGUUCGUCUGUUUGACACCGAGAAUCCCUUUCUAUAUUGUUAUAAUAAUGAAUCGGUCUCAAGGCGUUCCACUUCCAUGUAUGUUGAGAACAUAUAGUUCAUGUGCAUCCAUUGCUUAUAGGCCAAUGUUGUAGUAUUAACUUUGUAGUUUGUGGAAUAACUAGUGUAUCAAAUUUUGUUUUUGUUAUAUAUAUAUCCUAUAAGAAGUUACAUAGUUGAAGCUGAUCGGUUACGAUUGCAAUUAUCGAGGCAAGACAUAUCAUAAUCACCAAAGAUUGGAUUUUGUCGUGAUUAAUCAUUAAUUCAUUAUCACACUUUGCACGUUGAAAAUGACAAGAGAUAAUACAAUGUUAUGCUGGACAUAGAAGUCUAUCAAGCGAGCGAGAGUGCUGGUGAGAAUGUGAGCAAGUCGUUAUUUAUACUGGAUUGUUGAAAUAUACAUAACCAAAUAUAUUUCCUCAUUGGACUAUAAAUUUCAAUCAAUACAUGAAUUCUUA
Molecule: messenger RNA, 6801 nt
Organism: Linum trigynum
Lineage: Eukaryota; Viridiplantae; Streptophyta; Magnoliopsida; Malpighiales; Linaceae
Source: the annotation of a GenBank genome assembly